Caenorhabditis remanei is the source of this 264-nucleotide messenger RNA. RefSeq lists its product as uncharacterized. The transcript has 3 exons. Lineage: Eukaryota; Metazoa; Nematoda; Chromadorea; Rhabditida; Rhabditidae. The record is from RefSeq and is a predicted model, not a curated record. Bases 1 to 264 code for a protein of 87 amino acids.
AUGGUGCAAAUAUUGCAAUCAUGGGCCAGUGUACAAGCCGCAGUCGCCAUAGUAACGAUAGGACGGAAAUACAGUACAUUGAGCUCAUUUGGCAAGAAGCAGAUAGCCAAGACUGUUAGAGAUAUUGUCAACCAGAAAAACGCAAUGAAUCCUGCUGAAAACUGCCAGAGGCGGAGGAACAUGAAGUUGAAGGCAAAUUUCGGGAGAAUCAUAGCAAACGCGAUGAAGCCGAAUAUUGUUAUGAGGCAGGAGGCUAUGAACUGA